CUCCGCUGCCGCUAAGCAAACGAAAUUUUUAAUUCGAAUUAGUUAAUUUACUAUAGUUUAUUGCAAUUAUUAUUAAUUAAAAAAUAUACAACCACUUAACCACUUCUUCGACGAACUGCAACAAUAACUUUACUUGAAAUAUUUAAGUGUAAUCGAAUUGUGUGUAAAGAAUACUAGUUGAAGCAUAAAACAUAAUAAAAAGAAAGCAAUUUAACGAACUCUUUUAAAUUAAAUAAACGCAAAGAAUUCUGCUCCACAUACCGAACAAUUUUUGAGUAAAACUGUACGCGCGCAGAUAUACUAUAAUUAACAUAUUGACGUCAUUGCAAAAGCAAAAUCAAAAGGCGAAAAUAUACACUGCAAGAAACAGUCUAAAACAAACAAACAAACACACAAACAAACGAGCAACAAAGAGUAAAUAAACAGUUGAAUGUAUGUUUGUAAUUAAGUAGCGGAGCAGCGAAAAAAACAAUAUUUCUCAUGUCAAUUACAUGACAUGCCAGAACUUGGUCGAAAAGUUUGCGCAAAGACUGCUAUCCAAGGAUUUUGAAUGUAAAUGCUAACCCCUGAAUUGAAUUCAGAGAUGCAAACUUGAGCUGUCGCCUGACCAUUUAGAAUGUUGUGAGACUUUCGUUAAGGUCGGACCAUAAUACAUCACAAUACAUAUGCAUAGAAUUUUGAAACGAUAGCGGCAUAUUUUCAUAUAAAAACCAUUAACGAAAAACCCCUAAAAAAUGGCUGAAAAUACCAUUGAAACGACCUCUAGCAAAGGAUUAGAAGAGAAUUCCGCACACAUAUUGACGCCUCAUAAUGGCGCAGUGCGAAAGUUGGCGCCGGAAAGAGGGCCCAACAGUAAACAGAGCUUCCAGGCGAACAAUAGGCACGAGAAUGUGCCCCCCGUUGGGCGCCAUAAGGAAGAUUGGGAGACAAUUGUCUUGGGCAAGAACAAAUUGAAACGCAAGAAGAAGCUAAGCGCUUCAUUGACCUCAGUGGGGGAUACGGUUAAUCAGGAGAAACGCACACGCAUCGAGGGCAUCCAAUUGAAUUGUCGCGGCAAGUUGCGCCCCAGAGAUACAAACACAUUUGAGCAUUCGGCCCACAAUUAUAAUAGCGCUGCGACAAAGGUGCCCGCAAACAAACAAGCCUCCCCCACCAAGAAAGUGGAACGCCCGGUCCUCGUAGGCGGCGUUAUCACAACCAAUGUAUCGAAUACCACACCGCAGCGCUUCAAGCGCAAAAUGCAGGAAAGUCUGGACACCAUCCAGAAGCUAAACGCCCUCACCGAGCAGCUACGACUGGAAAUCAACGAACUAAAGUCCAGUCUAAUAACCGAACGAAGCGCCGUAAGGGCACUGAGGGCGCAAAACGAUGCCGAUGGUCGCAAAUGGAGAGCCGAGGUGAAGAAACUUCAGAAAAGCAAUCCGCCCACACCACAGAAGAAGGCCCAAGACUUGGCCAACGGAGAGUUGAGCACAAGCACGAGUAUAUCGGCCGAUGGCCUCAUUAACUAUGAAAUUCAAAGACUGACAAACGAGAUUGCCGCGCUAAAGGAAGCGAAUAGAACCAAAGAGGAGAAAUGCCAGAUAAAUGGCGAGGCUGAUAGACGCAAGGCCGCCGAUAUGCGUACAUUAAAAAAUGCAUAUGAAAUCCGAUUGACUCAAAUACAGAAAUCGGCCAAAAUUGAAAUAACACGUUUGCUAGAGGAAAUCAAGACCAAAGAACGUAAUAUAGGACAACUUAAGAAGGACCUGCAAGUGUUGCACAACAGCAAGAAGCAGAGUGAGCAACUACAACACCAGCAACAACAAGAAAAACAAACUAAAAUAUCAACGACGAAAACAAAAACGAACGAAAAGCCAAAGAAACCCACGAAUGCAAUCAAAACCAAAAACGAAACAGAUACAAGCCAGGCUCAAGUUACAAGUGAGAUAACCCAACUCAAGAAUAUUGAGCUAAUCAAUAAUACGAAAAAUGUGCAAAAAUCUCUUGAAAUGCGUACAACAAAAUCACAAACGGGUCCAAACCGCCCAACCACUGGAGGAAAUGAGCAAAAGACAUGAGCAACUGAUAACCACUGAUGGAUCUAAAAUGUUGAAAAAUGUAAAUCAUUCUUCCAUUUCCAAUACUCUAUCUUGCAGGACAAUAAUUCAGAUACGGAUUCUGCUUUGUCAUCGGCGCCACCAUCGAUAAGCCCGCAACCGCCCUCAACUGGCUCGGAUAGCGUCAAAGAUCUGGAGAAGUUGCAGAAGGAGGUGGAAAUGUAUCACAAGGAAAAUGAGCGCUUACAAACGGAACUGCAAUUGAUGAAACAGGAGCUGGUAACGGCCGAGAAGGCGGCCCUAGAGGCCAACAAUAAUGCGUAUAUUAAUGAACUGCUUGAGCGGAUCAAGAAACUGGAGGAGCACGAAUUGAAGCUAACGGCGGAAACGAAUGAGUUGCGUGAACAAAACGAACUGCUUGAGUUUCGAAUACUCGAACUGGAGGAUGAUAAGACGGACGAUAGUUGCGAGGGCCAAUGCCAACGGCUGCAAACCCUGCUACAGGACUCCAUCCUGGACGAAAAGGACAAACGUGGUCUGCAGCAGCUGCUUCAGUGUGUGCAACAAUUACAUUUCGAUAUGGAUUUCAUUACAGAUCUAGAAUCGGCCAAAUCGGAGCAACGUUUGAUAACGACAGCCAACAACAACAAUAGCAACAGCAGCAGCAGCAACAACAGUCCAGCCAAGCCGAAUUACGGAACGGUUAACAAUCGAAUUGUUGCCACCGUACAGCCAUACAACAACAGCGCAUCGGGCUGUGGUACGCCGCAGGACUCGCCCAGGAAGCUGCGACAGGCCUGGCAGAGCAACAGUCUCAGCGAGAGCGGAGUUUUCGUGGAGUGUGACUUUGCAGGCGAGCCUUUGUCGAGCUUGGAUCGAAGCACAGGCACACAAACUGAAGUCCAACAGCAAAGCUUGGAGGCCAACGAUUUCAAACGCCUGCAGUACUACAAGGAGCGUUUGGAACUGCUGGAGCGGAAGGUGCUGAUCUACGAGAGCAGUGGAGACAUACAGGCCAAGCACUUGGCCGAUCGUCUGCAGCGCGAAGUGCAGCUUGAGAAGGAGCUGAAGGAGCUCACGGAUCGUGUGGAGUGUCUGCUGCAUGAGAACUCACUGCUUGAGGAGGAGAAGUGCGAGUUCGAGGAGGCCGAUAACGAUUCGCGCUUGCGGCUGCAACGCACAGAAGUGGAAUUGGAAAUUCUGCGGCAACGCAACGUUGAGCUAGAAUUCUCCAAGGAGGCGCUGGGCGCCAAAUACAAAGACUGUCGGGCCGAGUGUAUCAUUCUGCGCGAGGAUUUGGGCACUUUUGAGACACAAGUUCGUAAUCUAGAGGCAGACAGACAACGAGCUAAACAGCAUUUGGUAAACUUGCGCAGAUCCUUGCCAUUGUUCUUGUUAUGUCGUUUAUGGGCAUUGGCCAGAAUGGGUAAUGAAGUAUCUAUGGAGGAGCCACGCACUCCGGCUGGCUCUACCGAACCGACCAGAAAGAGCCCGAGUCCUAGUCGGGACGCCACCAAUAUUCGACCAAGUGGCGGCACUGACAACAGCAUUACUCGUGAAGUUUCCUACCUGAAGGAGGAGGUUAAGAGUCUACGUUGCCAGAUGAAGGAUCUUAACACGCGCCACUACGAGGCCAUGGAGACGGCCGAUUCACACUGGGUGGAUCUGGAGCGCGAAUACAAACAGCGAGAGGAGGCCUAUCGCGCCAAAGAGGCUUGCCUGAAGCAGAAAAUAGCCCGUCUGCGAUGUCUACGUGAAGAUUCACGCGCAGCUGCCGAGAAAAUACAACAGCUGGAGGAGACCGAACAAGGCCUUAAAACUUGCCUCGUGCGUCUAACAAAAGAGCACCGGGACUUACUCGAAGAGCACAAGGGGCUUCAAGCACAAAUCGAGUGCAACAAAGCGCAACAGGAACAGGAGGCGGAGGAGCAAAGACCACUAGCGGAGGCGUUGGAGAACGAGAAGCGACGCAGUCAAGCACUCAUUGAUGACUUGUCCUUCUCCAAGAAACUGCAACAGAACACCGAAGAGCAACUGAAGCAAGAGACAGAUACACUGCGUCAGCAGAUCUUCGACAUGAAGAAGGAAUUCCUACAUAUCGAGGUAACCAAUGGUGAACUAAAGGAGGAGGUUGGCACGCUAGAGUGCAAAAUAUGUGAAAUGCUGUGCCAGCUGAAGGCAGCAGAGGACCGCGAACAUUGUCUAGAGGAUGAGCUGCGCACCAAAGAGGAAUAUAUUCAGGAAUUGGAGCGUAAGAUGGGCACUUGUCCAGAGGGCUUUAGCCUCGCCGACGAAUUAUUCGAUAGUCCAGCCAAGCGUGCCAGACGUGAAGAAAUACAGGACUUACAGUCUGCUAGCCAGGGAUUGGGUUGUGCGUUACGCGACUUAGAGCGGCGCGAACGCGAACUACCCACACAUCGAGACUUCCAGGCCAUUGCUUGCGGCGUGAAGCAAUUGGCAGACACCAUACUCUACGCACAAAAUCCACCCGAAGAAGAGAAAGAGAAUGGCCAGCUUUGAUAUAUAUGCAGGAUGAGCGACUACCCCCACCUUUCGACUUCAGUUCCCGCACCCAGGACAUACAGACCGACCAAUCAUAUGUAAGGGAUACAUUGAAGCAAAACAAAAACACCGUGCGCAUUGCCGAUGAUCCCGUUAAGCCCUGGGAUCAAGAUGUAGAACGAGGCGGUAUUUGCUCCUCGGAGCUGGCAGUGAACAACAAACCAUCACAGACUGAGACUUCUUUUAUAUACGAACGUUAUAUGCGCCUCCGCUCAAAUCAGAGGAGCA
This is a messenger RNA of Scaptodrosophila lebanonensis, 4829 nucleotides long. RefSeq names its product golgin subfamily B member 1-like. The record is from RefSeq and is a predicted model, not a curated record. Lineage: Eukaryota; Metazoa; Arthropoda; Insecta; Diptera; Drosophilidae.